GGCGGCAUGGCGAAAAGCUAACCCUGGUCCGGUCCUUGCCUAACUAGUUCUAAGGUUUAAGUUACGCCCGCCGCUGUUCGGUCCAGCCUCUAGAUACGCAGCGUACGGCCGUGAGGAGAGGAGGGCAUCCACAUUAACUUAUUGGAGCCACACCACCCGCCUCAGUUUUAAGCCAUCUCCAACAACCCGUCGUAUUCCCCAACCAGCUAAAUAGUAGUCACUGACUGCAACAACGCGAAGACACAACAAACAUACUACACACUCGAGAGAGGCUUACGCAAAGCAAAAGUUCAACCAUGAAUCCCCCAACCCAUUCCCCUCUUGAGAUGCCCUCAGAGUCUACCUUAAGAGACGCUGCUAAGCUCUCUGUUUUAGAUGCGGAUGGGAAUGAAGUACUGUUUGGAGAUUUGUAUAAACCAUCGGGACGAGGGGAAAAGAAGCGAACAUUAAUUAUUUUCAUUCGCCAUUUCUUUUGCGGAAGCUGUCAAGACUAUGUCAAGGCCGUGUCCGAGAGUAUUCCAGCGCCAUCGCAGUUACCCACCAAUACUACUAUUAUCAUCGUUGGUUGCGGCGCUUCAAGUCUCAUUGCGACUUACAGGGACACCACGAAAUGCCCAUUCCCCAUAUAUACAGACCCUACUCGAUGCCUCCAUGCUUUGUUUGACAUGAAAAUGACAUUGGACGCUGGAGAUAACGCUCCAAACUAUUCCACGUCCUCGAUGUUCUCCUUAGUAAUUCGGGGAAUUACUACGACCCUUGGCCGAUUACUCUCCGGCGAUAUGCUUCAAUCUGGAAACAAAUGGCAGAAUGGAGGGGAGCUCUUGUUCGAAGCUGAAUUCGCAAACGGAGCGGAGGGUGGCGAUGAAGAAAUUAAAGUUAAUGUUCCAUUCUGCCAUAUCAUGAAAAACACUCGCGACCACAGUGAAGUUUCGGUUUUGAGAACCAUCCUUGGCCUUGAUGAGGAACACAGUUGAAAAGCAGAUGGAUAGGAUGGUGCGUUUAGGAAUGAUCGUUUUUAAGAGACCAUGGGCUUUCCCUACUUCCGUCCAUGUGAAUAUUUGUUUCAUUUUCUGGGUAUCCGACGGCGUGGUUCUUUUCAGUUGUUAAGUUUUUACAUGUUCUAAGUUGUGCACGUAAUCCCGUUGGCUAUUUUCGCUUUUUCGGGUUUCAAGUCCCAAUGUUGAUGAACACUUUUUUGUUCGGCUGAUGAUAUUCAAUGUUUUCACAUGGGUUACAGAGUACAUUUCUCUAUGCUGUUGGCGUAUUCGAACCAAUGGAAUUAUCCUUGGCUCCAUAACGCAGCAACUCCAAAAAGAAAUUAAAAAAAAAGAAAUAAAAAAAAAAAAGAACA
Blastomyces gilchristii SLH14081 is the source of this 1351-nucleotide messenger RNA. RefSeq lists its product as uncharacterized. Bases 297 to 974 code for a protein of 225 amino acids. NCBI's taxonomy places the organism in Eukaryota, Fungi, Ascomycota, Eurotiomycetes, Onygenales, Ajellomycetaceae. The transcript is spliced from 2 exons. The record is from RefSeq and is a predicted model, not a curated record.